UGCGUCGUCGGGAAACGGACAACCACGCAAGGGGACGAAAAUACACGUAUAUAUACACCCCUAGCCAGGUAGAGAGAGAGAAAGAAAGAGAGAGAUAGAGAGAGAUAGAGACAGAGAGAGAGAGAGAGCCAGGUCGAUCGGGCCUGUCCGCAGGGAAUAAUCCCAUCCGGCCGUCUGGAGCGAUAACGGUGUACUGGCGACGGGUAUAAUAGGACGAGGAAAACAUUUUCAGCCGUCGUGGAGGCAAACACUUUGUUCCCGGCCCAUCUUCCUGCCCCGUCCUCGACCGGAAAGGAACCAAGGCGAAGGACCUUCCACGAUUCCAUGCCACCCGGUAUCCAGUGACUAAUCUCCGCUGACCUGUCGCGAUCCUCGAUCGCGAUGGCCAUUUCGCGCCUCCCACUCAAGUUUUCGAGGAACCUGAUCCGCAACUAAGGAGCCUCGCUCGCUUCAAGACCUCCAGAAACAAAUGCAGUAAACAUGCCGUCGCUGCUGGAAGCGCUGGAGCUGAAGUACGGCAGUUCAACGACCGACUGCUCCCUCACCGACGAGGAGACCGAGUCGAGCUCGCCGAAGGCCGCCCUCUCGGUCAGCAUUUUCAUCCCGAAAAAGUCCCCUCGCCACACGGUGCCCGCGCUGCUGGUGCUCCAGGACUGCGACAUCGAGUCGGCGGGCAACGACGACGAGAAGCUGCGCAGCAAAUGCAAGAACGUCGAGGAGCUCGACCUCGCGCAGAACAAGCUGUCCCAGUGGACGGAGGUGUUCGGCAUCCUGCAGCACAUGCCGAAGAUCAAGUUCGUCAACCUGAGCUUCAACUCUCUGGCGGAGGUGCUGGAGAUCAAGCACGGCAGCUACGAUCACCUGAAGAACCUCGUCCUGAACGGGACCAGGGUGUCCUGGUCGACGGUUCAAGGCCUGAUCCGGUUGCUGCGCAACCUGGAGGAGCUGCACCUGUCCCUGAACGAAUACAAAACGGUCGAUCUCGACUACCAGAAGGCGGAGAACGAGAACCACUCGCUGAAGAAACUUCAUUUCACCGGGAACCCUAUCGAGAUCUGGAACGAGAUCUCCAAGUUGGGCUACGUUUUCCCUAAUCUGGAGAGUCUGGUACUGGCCGAGUGUCCUCUGAGGUCCCUGGCCCUGGUGGACAAUAGGAACUCGAACGAGGAGGAGACCACCACGAAGAAGGAUCAGGAGAAUCUCAGCCAGGACAACGAGAACAUGAACAAUCUCGACGCGGACGAGAACGUUUCUGGCAAGGGGAACAGGAUAUACGGCGAGGGCAAGGUCAAUUACGAUAGGUCCGAGUCGGAAUCGGAAUCCAGCGGGACCACGAUCAAGUCCUCCCACGACCCCUUCAGAAAGCUCAGGUUCUUGAACGUCAAUGGAACUUUAUUGUCCACCUGGGACGACGUCGAGAGGCUCGCCAGGUUUCCCGUUCUGAAGUCGUUGAGGAUCCAGGGCUGUCCCCUUUUCGAGAGUCCUCGAGAGUACACCGAGCACGAGAGGCGGCAGCUGCUGAUCGCGAGGCUGCCGAACGUCGAAACGUUGAACGGCGGCGGCGUGAUAUCGUCGCAGGAACGCGAGGACGCCGAAAGGGCCUUCAUUCGGUACUACAUGGACAAACCGGAAGCGGACAGGCCUGAAAGGUACUCCGAGCUGGUGGCUAUUCAUGGCAAGCUGGACCCGCUGGUACACGUCGACCUGAAGCCCGAGAAGAGGGUCAAGGUCACGUUCACUUACGGAGAUCUCGUCGAGGUACGAUCCGUGGACGUGUACAGGACGGUUUUCGAGCUGAAAACCAAGCUGGAAACGAUGGUGAAAAUCCCGGCGAACCGGAUGAGACUGUUCUACGUGGACCAGGUGAUGAAGGCGCAGUACGGUCCGGAAGAGAUGCUGUACCCGAACAAGCAGCUCUACCGGUACAACAUCCGUAACGGCGACGAGAUCAUCAUCGACAGCAAGCUGAACCGUUGCGUGUCCGCGUCCUCGACAACGUCUUCCAUUCGUUCCUGAAGAAGGUUCGCCAGCGAAUCGUCGGACGACGCGAAGCACACCUGACGAUCGUCGGUGACUGAUCUCCAUUAAACCGGGCCCACGAACCGGACAAGAAGCCGCUUCUCGAUCGGCAGAUCGACAACGGGGACGCUCGGGAUUUUUUUAUAUAUACCAUUCACCGAGUAAACAUUGUUCUUUUUUUUAGCGAUACUGUGUAUUCAUCGUCGAUUCUUCAGGGUUAAGAGAGCGCGACGCGUGUGGCAAAACAGACGAACGAGGGGAACGAACGAUCAACUUCGACGUUGAAACGCCGUCGUCCCAAUAUAUCGCUGGCCCAAGUUUGAUACUCGAGUAGACCGUUAGCAGAUCGAAGCGUUGCGGGCGUCGAAAUCGCGGGAUCGAUCGUGACCGGCGCGGUUGACCUUUUUACACCGAGAACGUCGCGGAGAACCCGCGACUCUUCUCCGAAGCUUC
Messenger RNA from Nomia melanderi (Alkali bee), 2472 nucleotides. The record is from RefSeq and is a predicted model, not a curated record. Lineage: Eukaryota; Metazoa; Arthropoda; Insecta; Hymenoptera; Halictidae.